Messenger RNA from Lates calcarifer (barramundi perch), 1314 nucleotides. It is a transcript of the gene rrp15, whose product is annotated as ribosomal RNA processing 15 homolog. The record is from RefSeq and is a predicted model, not a curated record. Gene Ontology annotation, biological process: maturation of LSU-rRNA; maturation of 5.8S rRNA. Gene Ontology annotation, cellular component: preribosome, large subunit precursor. The coding region runs from base 82 to 852 and encodes 256 amino acids. NCBI's taxonomy places the organism in Eukaryota, Metazoa, Chordata, Actinopteri, Centropomidae. The transcript is spliced from 5 exons.
GAAUCUACAAACGGAACAGGAAAGGGCUGUGCCAAUGGCGGAACUUCAGACUCUGCAGAACUAUUUCGGUGUUACUCCAAGAUGGCGGCUGUGGAUGGAGAACAUGUGCAGUUAUUAGACGACGCAGAGACUCUGUUUGAGGCUGACAAUGACCAGAGUGAUUCUGAAGGAGGAAGCAAAGAUGAAAAGUGCAAUGAUGCAGCGAGUGAUGGAGGGAGUGAUGGGGAGGAGGCAGAGGAUGAAGAUGGAGGAGAGGAUGAAGAGGAAGAUGACAGCAACACCAAUGCAGGAUGGGCGGAGGCCAUGGCAAAGAUCCUGGGGAAGAAAACCCCUGAGAGCAAAAGCAGCAUCCUGGUCAAGAACAAAGAGCUGGACAAGAUGAAGGAGAGAGAGAGACUAGAGCAGCUGGAGAGAAAGAAGCAGGUUGACAAGAGACGAGCGUGGGAGAUGCUGUGCAGGGAAAAACCGGACACUGUGAAGGACCGAGAGACUGAGAGAGCUCUACAGAGGAUUGCUACCAGAGGGGUGGUGCAGCUGUUCAAUGCUGUGAGGAAACACCAGAAAACGAUAGAUGAGAAGGUGAAGGAAGUAGGUGGCUCAGAGAGGAAAAAGGCCAAGAUUCUCUCCUCUGUGUCUAAGAAAGACUUCAUCGAUGUGCUGAGGAGGAUGGAAGGAGGCAGCGGAGGCACCAGCAAGGCUGAAAAGCACACUGCUGCUGCAGCAGAGGAGAAGCCCACCUGGAGUGUCCUCAGAGAUGACUUCAUGAUGGGAGCCGCCAUGAAAGACUGGGACAAAGACAGUGAUGGAGAGGAGGCUGAUACACACACGGCAGGGGAAAGUGAAUCAGGCUGACACCAUCCACAGAAACCGAGGGGACUCUGUUGAGCAGGCCAUAGUACCUUCACAAACAAUCUGGAGAACAGGAACCCUGACCUGAAGAGGAGAGCUUCACGUGUCUGCAUCUGUAAAUUAAAACAUGAGAAAAAAGUGAAGCAGUUCUCUGCUCCUGAUUAGUGUGAGAACUGCACCAGGAGGAUGGAAACAGUCCUUUACUGAUUACUGAUACCUUUUAUAACAUGUCAUGAUCUGAUAUUAGUUGUUGAAUAUAUUGUGCAGAGAAGGGACAGGCUGGUGAAUGUCAAUCAUUCUAUGCUCAAAUGCUCAUGCCCAUCAUGGAGUCAGCAUCAGUUUGCUUCUGUUUAGUCUACAAACUGUUGAUGAUGAUUGAAUGAUCUGUGGCAGUGUAAACUCUAUAAAUAGGAAUGUUUUGUACAGUGACGGUUGAAUAAAUAGUCAAUCCUUUUAUCACCUACA